ACCACUGCACGGAAAACAUGAACUGGUCAAACCAGGUCAAAAAAAAGGUGUGGUUUACAGUAAAAAGAGGGCACUAAGUAUACUAGGUGGCAGUCCGUCGAGGCUUCAGCACGUUUGUCGGAUUCACCAAAAUGGAAAGACGGAACAUUUUAUUUCUCACAUGGAAACCUUGCCACGUGGAGACUACAAAAUUGCAAUCUACAUGUCCUGGUCCCCCUGUUAUGCCUGCUCAGAGCAGCUGGUGCAGUUCCUUCAGGAGAAUUCCAACAUUGAGCUUUUCAUCUACAUGUCACGUCUCUACAACAUAGAUGUACAGGAAAACCAAGAUGGCCUGCGAUCACUGAGAGACGCUGGGGUGGAGAUCCAAGCCAUGCAAGAGAACGAGUUUGAAUACUGCUGGAAACACUUUGUGAAUCAUCAGGGACUGGAGUUCCCGGGCUGGGACAACCUUUCCGCACAAUCAUGUGAAGUGCAGACUGACCUGGAAAACAUUUUGGAGUAGACAUACCGAUGAACUUGGCAGAUCGACAAAAGAACAAAAUCUAUUUGUACUAGACCAUUCGAUGCACAUCUUUCAUACCAUAUUUCUUCAAAACAGGACCAUUUGAUCCGAUUGGACGUAGUGAUUGAGCGAUUCAGCUCUAUGGUUCCAUUGAAUGAUGGACACGUUCUUUUUUUACAGCACAAAAGAAGAAAUCAUGACUUCCUGUGCACAUGCUUUUCCUCAUGUCAGAGCUUGGCACCAAGAUCUUUUGACCCAGCAGAUUUGGUCACAUUUUAGCAGACCCGUAAUACAUUCAUAAAAGAACCAAAGUUCAUGAAUGUUUUUUGGGACCAACAAGUAUGUGCUCCAAUCACUCGAUCACAUAAAAAUAUGAUGCUUUACAGAGCGUAAAUGGGAAAGCGAAAAAGGAGGAUUACCUCCAAAUUCUUCAGGACAACCUAAAAUCAUCAGGGGUCUUGGGCGCAGUUGGGUGUUCCAACAGGACAAUGACCCCAAACACACGUCAAAAGUGGUAAAGGAAUGGCUAAAUCAGGCUAGAAUUAAGGUUUUAGAAUGGCUUUACCAAAGUCCUGACUUGAACGUGUGGACAAUGCUGAAGAAACAAGUCCAUGUCAGAAAACCAACACAUUUAGCUGAACUGCACCAAUUUUGUCAAGAGGACUGGUCAAAAAUUUAACAACAAGCUUGUGGAUGGCUACCAAAAGCGCCUUAUUGCAGCGAAAAUUACCAAGGGACAUGUAAGCAAAUAUUAACGUUGCUGUAUGUAUACUUUUGACCCAGCAAAUUUGCUCACAUUUUCAAUAGCCCCAUAAAAAAUUUAUAAAAGAACCAAA
Messenger RNA from Nerophis ophidion (straightnose pipefish), 1338 nucleotides. Its product is annotated as DNA dC->dU-editing enzyme APOBEC-3G-like. Gene Ontology annotation, molecular function: RNA binding; cytidine deaminase activity. Gene Ontology annotation, cellular component: P-body; nucleus; cytoplasm. The record is from RefSeq and is a predicted model, not a curated record. NCBI's taxonomy places the organism in Eukaryota, Metazoa, Chordata, Actinopteri, Syngnathiformes, Syngnathidae. The transcript has 4 exons. Gene Ontology annotation, biological process: cytidine to uridine editing; DNA cytosine deamination; defense response to virus. Bases 161 to 502 code for a protein of 113 amino acids.